AUGGAUGGUCACUAUGUGGAUCGAUGCAACAAACGAUAUGAUCACCAUGGUCAUACCUUUGAAGCUCAGCUUACUGAAGCCCUCACCUCAUCAUGUUCCAUCUCUAGAAUCUUAGAUAUAAGAGCUUUAGCCCAUAUGACUCCAGCUCAAUCCAACUUGGAUCAGUCCACUUCUCAUAUGGGUAAAAAUUGUGUUAUUGUCGAGAAUGGUGUGUCCCUACCCAUCACCCACACUGAAUCGCCAAACAGGAAGGAUGGUGGAAAACCGGUAAAUGAGAUGGUGGCUUAUAUCAACAACUCCAAGCUUCUUGACAAUUUUACUUGCAAGCUCAAUUCUGAGUUUGCUACUAAGGAUUUGGGUUCUCUCAGUUACUUCCUUGUUUUUGAAGCUACCUCCACCACUGAUGGUCUUCUUAUCAGUCAACUAAAAUAUGCACAGGACAUUUUCACACGUGCUCAGUUACUUAAUAGCAAACUAGUCCACACUCCAAUGGUUGUUUCCCAACACUUGUCCACACAUGGUCCUUUGUUUUCGGAUCCCAUGCUUUAUAGAUCACUCAUUGGUGCUCUUCAAUACCUGGCUAUCAUACAUCCUGAUAUUGCUUAUGCUAUUCAUUAUGUCAGUCAAUUUCUCCAUUCUCCAACUAAAGACCAUUUCGUCGCUGUCAAACGUAUUCUUCGCUAUAUUAAGGGCAUACUGCAUUUUGGCGUCACUUUUCAUCCAUCUACUGCUCCUGGUGCUUUAGUUGCUUACUCCAAUGCAUACUGGACAGGAUGCUCUGAUACUCAUUGGUCUACCUUUGGUUAUUUUAUUUAUCUUGGCAAUAAUUUGGUGUCUUGGAGUGCAAAGAAACAACCUGUUGUUUCUCACUCUAGUUGUGAAUCUGAGUAUCGUGCCUUGGCUCCCACUACUGCCAAAAUUCUUUGGCUCACACAUGUCCUUCAUGAUCUCAAAUUCCCUAUUCCACAGCAACCUCUUCUACUUUGUGACAACAAGAGUGCAAUCUUCUUGAGUUAUAAUCCCGUCUCUCACAAGCAGUCCAAGCAUGUUGAGCUAGACUACCACUUUCUUGGUGAACUUGUUCUUGGUAGCAAGCUUUGCACCCAGUAUGUGCCCUCUCAUUUGCAAGUUGUCGACAUCUUCACCAAAGUGUGUCAAGACCUCUCUUUGCAUUCUUCCGAUCCAAACUUCAUGUACGUUCAAAUUCGACACUCAGCUUGCGGGGGGUGUUAA
Molecule: messenger RNA, 1233 nt
Organism: Malania oleifera
Lineage: Eukaryota; Viridiplantae; Streptophyta; Magnoliopsida; Santalales; Ximeniaceae
Exons: 3
Coding region: 1-1233 (410 amino acids)
Source: RefSeq, a predicted model, not a curated record